Messenger RNA from Fusarium sp. VM40, 684 nucleotides. Lineage: Eukaryota; Fungi; Ascomycota; Sordariomycetes; Hypocreales; Nectriaceae. The record is from the annotation of a GenBank genome assembly.
AUGGCUGGUGGAACCGUCAAAUAUCGGCAUCUGAGCCGUAACUCAGCAGCCCGGAUGGCCUUGCUGCGCGGUCUUGUCACUCAACUCGUCAAAUACGAACACAUCCACACAACCUAUGCCAAGGCAAAGGAAGCUCAGCGCAUGGCGGAGAAGCUCAUUACACUGGCAAAGAGGGACAAUGAGCCCGCAAGGAGAUCAGCACAGGGUGUUCUAUACUCACCACACACCCUCCUCCCAAAACUACUAGGCGAGCUACGAACCCGAUACUUGACACGAGAGGGUGGCUACACCCGUGUCGUUCGAACCGAAUCCAAGAACACGUACGAUCAGGGCGAGAGCGCUAUUCUCGAAUUCGUUGACGGCCCCAAGGACUCACGCUUUAUGAUGACAGCUAAGACUGUCGCCCGCGAUCGUAUGCUCGGAAAGGACCACACACCAGUUACCAGGACCAACAUCAAGAAGGUCACACAAUUCCGCGGCGAGGAUCCUUUCGAGGAGAUGGUUAAGAAGUUUAUGGUCCUCAAGGCAAACGAGGACACCGGACCAACACGAGAUGAGAGCAGCUUGGCUGAAGUCGAGGCUGAGAAAUCGUUGGACAAGAAUGCUGAGCGAGCAAAGGAGAUGGCGGCGGGCAUCGUGCCAGAGUCAGUGAGAAAAGCGGCGCAACAGAAGAAAUCGCCAUGA